UCUCCUAUCACGAGACCAAAAUCAGCUGAAUCCAAGUGUUCACAUCAGCAGGGGCAUAAACCAUUCCUGAUCUUGGAUCUGAGCUCAAGAUACACCAGGAACACUGAACCCGUCCUAGCCCUGCUCCAGGUAGCGACAGGAACUGGAGAGGAUGGGUGAGAACGAGAACUACUAUACAGGGGGGACCGGAGCUGCUCUUUUCUCUGCUGAAGGACCUCAAAAAGUGAAAACCAAAGCUCAGAAUCUUGGAGAUGAUUAUGUGCCCCCUGUUGGUUUACCCGAGUGGAAACAGCCUAGCUUUGAUGAUGAUGAUAAUGUACACAAUGAGUCUAUUCUCAACAAGGCUCCAACCUCCAAAUUUAUCUUUAUCAAAAACGAGCUCAAAGUUGCCAAAAUCUUCUAUUUCUUCUUCUUCGGAGCCUUCGGUUCACUCUUCCCUAUGAUGUCCAUAUACUUCAAGGGGCUGGGUAUGGAUGCUGCCCAGUGUGGUCUUCUAGUAGGGGUACGCCCUAUCAUCGAAUACCUGGCCACGCCUUUCUGGCACGGGAUGUCUGAUAGGUUCCAGGCAGGUAAGGUUCUACUCCUGAUGUCUGUGGCUAGCUGGGUUCUGUUUACUCUACCAAUAGGAUUUAUACAUCCUCCAGUAGUCUCAUGUAAACAUAACAAUGGCAGCCAUUAUCUUCUCAAGGAUCCAAGCUAUAUGGAGAAAAUAUCUAAGCGUGAUGUAUCCGCUGUAUUGGAAGAUAACAGUAUCUUCGCCCCUGAGCCUGUCUACGCCCUUGAAGGACCUUUAGUGCGUCAGAAAAGAAGCGAUUAUGAUGACGCACAGAAAUGGUCUCCUGGCUACGUGGUCGGGACCAGCCCUCAGAUAAUUCACUUUGAUGAUUACUACAAGAAUACACAGAAAGGACGACAGGAUAAAUAUGGCUCCCAGCGAAUGUUCGGUAGUAUUGGCUGGGGAGUUUGUAUGUUCGUCAUGGGCAUUGUUCUAGAUAAUUCUACAAUAUUUCCAACACACAGAUGUGAGCUGAGCAGAGGGGAGAGGAACUACAAUGUGUGCUAUUACAUGUUCUCAUUCAUGAUGCUCGUCGCCUUCCUGGUAGCUACACAGAUUCCUUUCAGGUACACUGGGAGUAAACCUGAUGAUAUUGCGAUGCAGAAUGUGAACACUAACUAUGACAAUUCUAAGAAGGCCCCGAACAAGACCAGCGAAGAGAAGCUAAAGGACCAGGCAAAGAAGAUCAAAUACUUCGCAAAGGAGCUCCAGACAAUGCCGGAGUUCGCAGCAGUCUUUAAGGCGUUUUCCAACAUCCGGUUGAUGUUGUUUAUGUUGGUCGCCUGGGUAAUGGGUAUAGGAAUUGGACUCAUUUUCACAUUUCUCUUCUGGCAUCUUCAGGACUACGGCGGUCAUCCUACCAUAUUUGGUAUUGCCAGUGUUAUCAAUCAUUUAAGUGAGAUGGGGGCAUACUUUUACAGUUUCAAGAUAAUCUCUCAGUAUGGACAUGUGAAGGUUUUGAUAGCUGGCCUAGCGGGAAAUGUUGUAAGAUUCCUGUAUAUCUACUGGAUCUCUGAACCCUGGCUAGUUCUACCUUUUGAGUUCAUUCAGGGUAUUACCCAUGCUGCUGUCUGGGCUGCUUGCUGCUCCUUCAUCGCUCAUAAUACUGAUGAAGCUCUUAGACCUUCAGCACAAGGAGUUCUUCAGGGAAUCCAUCAUGGAUUUGGUAGAUUCUGUGGAGCUGUAUUUGGAGGAAUGCUUAUCAAAAAUUACGGAACCGGGCUGAUCUUUCUAUCCUACGCUCUGGUCUGCGCCGUGGUCCUGGUCAUCUUCCUUAUCUUUAACUUCUACAAUAUAUCCGAGGGCAAGUUCUCCACCGAGCUGGGGGAGGAUGUUGAUCCUAGGAAUGUAAUGAAAGGAGACUACCUAGAACCUCACGGUAUUCCUUUGUCUGGAUAUAAACUGAAAAGCCGACGAAACUCUGAAACUGAACCAAUGAAUCAAGCAGCACCAGAGCAGCAGGAGAACUUAAACCCGUUCCUAGACGCAUCACAACAGCAGUACAGUACAACAGGAGCAGCGGCGGGUGAUGGGACUGAUGGACAGUACUACGGACGAGGAUAUUCACAAGCUCAGAGUGGAUAUUCCUCCUCAGGACUUGGAUACUAGAUUAUAUUCCUCCUUAGGACUUGGAUACUAGAUCAUAUUCCUCCUCAGGACUUGGAUACUAGAUCAUCCUCCUCCUCAGGAGUCAGGACUUAGAUACUUGACUAUACUCGUCCUCAGGACUUGGAUAGUAGAUUAUAUUCCUCCUCAGGAUUUGGAUACUAGAUCAUAUUCGUUCUCAGGACUUGGAUACUAGAUCAUAUUCGUUCUCAGGACUUGGAUACUAGAUCAUAUUCGUUCUCAGGACUUGGAUACUAAACAGUACUCGUCCCCAGGACUAGGAUAUUCAAAACUGUACAACUUUCCAAGUUCCAUUAAAAAACUGCAGAAUAAGAAAAUCCGGGAAACAACGAAAACUUGAAAUUUUAAAUCUAUCAAUGAUAUUUCUGUAUUAUUGAUGAUAAGGAAAUAAGAACCAGUUUUCAGAAGAAUAAUUAUGUAUUUCAUAUAUGCUGUUGUGUUUAAGUAGCGUUGAAUUAAGUACAAUAUUUUUAGCUAAUACGAAUGUGAAAGAAAGACAAAUUUCAAUGGAAUAAUUCCACUAAAGCUUGCAAUAACUCCUUUCUAACUCUGAAAAAUCAAACUUCCUUUUUUGUCAACAUUUUGUGGGAAAAAAAACUUAGGAAAGUUAUUUGUUUAUUUAUAUCAUAUCAUUUUUUAACUCAUAUCUGAUAUUUUAUAAUUGUUCCAGUUAGAAUAUUGUUCAGACGACGAGGGAAAACAAAACGUUAAUAAUUCAUUAAAUAAAUAAUAAUUAUAUUUGUCAAUACUUAAAAAUACUAAAUAUUUCUUUCCUCCUCUUUGCUAUCUUCCAUAAAAAGUUUGACCGCGUAUGUCCUGAAUAAAAAUUAAUUUUAGGGUCUGAUAAAGAGAGCGUAGAAGACGAUCUUUAAAUUUGUGUUGUUACAAACUUGAAUGCAUGAAAAUAAGUAAAUAUUCUGGUGUUCGUAAACAAGUAAAAAAAUCAAUAUUGUUGAAUCUUGAUGUCGUCUUUAUGCCUUUAAGAAAGAGAAUAAACAUUGUUUAACGGA
Molecule: messenger RNA, 3192 nt
Organism: Eurytemora carolleeae
Lineage: Eukaryota; Metazoa; Arthropoda; Copepoda; Calanoida; Temoridae
Product: major facilitator superfamily domain-containing protein 6
Exons: 18
Coding region: 152-2164 (670 amino acids)
Cellular component (GO): membrane
Source: RefSeq, a predicted model, not a curated record